AUGUCCGAGGUUAUUUUAGGAACUGAAAUAAUUGGAAAGAAUGGAAUUAAAUUAUUUACAAGAUUAAUAGAUACCAAUGAUACAGAUAAGAUUGUUGAAAUUGUUAAUUGGGCAUAUCGUGGUAAAGAUGGUACAAAUCCUUGGGCCACUGAAAAAGAUUUAGUAACUGGAUUUAGAGUUACACCAGAAAUGUUACAUUCAGAUUUAAAUACAGACAAUAAAUUAAUGAAAUUAAUGUUAAUUGAACAUAUAAUUGAAGAUAAUAUUGAUGGUGCAUCAGAAGCAUCAGAAGCUACAACCACCACUACAAAUACUGUAUCAGCAGAUCAAAAAAGAUUAAUUAUUGGAUGCGUUAAAAUUGAAAGAGAAUCAUUGGAAUCAAAAGAAGCAGUUAUUGGUAUGUUAAGUGUUGACCCAAGUUAUCAAUCGAGUGGUAUUGGUUCAAUUUUAGUUAGAUUAGCAGAAGGAGAAAUAAUAAAAACUUUCAAUGUUUUUGAAUCACAUUUGCACGUUGUAAACGUACGUGAUACUUUAAUUGCAUGGUACAAUAAAUUAGGAUACAUAACUACUGAAACAACUUUUCCAUUUGAUGUUGAUAGUAAUGUUGCAUUAAAACAAAUUCACUUUGUAUUAUUAGUAAAAAAUUUAUUAAAAAAAUAA
This is a messenger RNA of Dictyostelium discoideum AX4, 660 nucleotides long. RefSeq lists its product as hypothetical. Gene Ontology annotation, molecular function: transferase activity; acyltransferase activity, transferring groups other than amino-acyl groups; acetyltransferase activity. The coding region runs from base 1 to 660 and encodes 219 amino acids. NCBI's taxonomy places the organism in Eukaryota, Evosea, Eumycetozoa, Dictyosteliales, Dictyosteliaceae. The transcript has 2 exons. The record is from RefSeq and is a predicted model, not a curated record.